Messenger RNA from Physcomitrium patens, 7217 nucleotides. Lineage: Eukaryota; Viridiplantae; Streptophyta; Bryopsida; Funariales; Funariaceae. The record is from RefSeq and is a predicted model, not a curated record.
GAAGGGCUUGUUGUUGUUGUUGAUUUUAUUGCUCCUGCUCCUCCUGCUCCUCCUUUGAGCUCCGGCGGAGCUUGUCUUGCUCUGGAUUGUCGCCCUCAUGCCCGCCUUCUCUCCUCGUAAGCUUCUUAGGGAGAAGACUUGGUUUCGUAAGAAAGAGAGCGCCUGCUGCUUCUGAUAAUGCAACAGUGUACCAGAGAUUGUUAGGACUGAAAUCACCCUUCUCUGCAGUUCUGCUCUAUGUCAAAUUAGUGAGAAUUUUGGUUCCUUUCGUAUGGUGAAGCUCCUUUCGUGGCGAUUGUGCUACAGAUAGUCUUGCCUUGAUACUGUAAUCUACAUAUAACCACCCUGGACGGUUCGAUUGUAAGCUCGUAAUGUUUACACAAUUCGAGUUCAUGAACACUGAUGAAUUGGCUGCUUGUGCCUCUUAUUGAAACCUAUUAAUCAUAAUUGGUUUUUCAACGAAUCUUUUAGCUUAGUUUUUAGUUUUUAGUUUAGUGUUUUUUUUGCCAACACCAAUUGCUUAUCUGCAUUGAUCAGAAAAAUUGUUUGAAAGCAGUGUGGAUAUCCCUUUCAUCAUCUGUGAUUGGUGUACUGACUAUCAUCUUUCAACGUGAUGUCAUGUCUCUCAACUUGAGUUGGAAGGUAAUUGCAUGAUGGAUUGGACUGUUAGGAGCUGAUCAGUCCCCAGCACCAUGCAAUCGCUCUACAUCUCUCGCCUGGAAAGGGCGGGUGUUCCUGUUCCUGUAACUAAAGGAAAAUGCUUAACUAGUUCUUCAUGGCUAGGUAAUGUGAAACCUCGUAGUAGAAACCCUGUUCCAAAAUUCUGCAGGGUUUCCUAUCUAUCCAGCCUUCCCAGAGAGACGGAAACAUUAUGGGCUCCAGGGCUGAGAGAUGGUCGAAGUCGCUUGACCUCCAGGCAUGGGUUUCAUGUUCGCAUGGGACUCGAAAAGGGUUUCACAAGGGUAGUGCAAAACCCACAGGAAGUUGCGGAUCUCGGGCAAUUCCGUAACGAAAGUGGGAUUUUCUCUGGUUUGGGAGUCUCAGAAGUACCUGUUACCAUUUGCCAGACUCGGACACUAGACCCAGUACUUUCUCUAAACGAUGCGCUGCCUGUUCUCGAGGCGGCUUUGAACGGUUUAGAGAAUCUUUCAUGUUCUAAAAGCGGGGUGAUUCGCAUUCAGGUACCUUUACCUCCUGGCAUCAAAGCGUUGGAAUGGCUCCAAGGUCAACUCAAAUGUUUACCUCGAACAUAUUUCUCUUCCCGCGCUCCAAGAGGGGACAGGAAUGAAAGCUCAAAGAAUUCGAGUACUUGUGGGAAUCAUGAUAAAGGUAUUGACGACUGCGAUUUUCGUGCCGUUGCUGGGGUUGGUGCAGCAGUCCUCUUUCAGGACAACUCACCAUUCUGUAAGAAUCAAUGGACAUCCAUUCAAAGGUUUUUGGGAAAGGCAGCCCCCGAGAUUAAAGUGUAUGGGGCCAUGCGAUUCAAUCCCCAGGAGGAGCCGGCAGAAGAAUGGAAACCGUUUGGGUCGUUUUAUUUUCUGAUUCCUCAGGUUGAGUUUUGUGAGUGUGAAGGCUGUUCAAUGCUUGCAGUAUCAGUAGCUUGGGACACUGCAUUGCAUCGAUCCUUUGAAGCAGCUGUCAAGAUGGCGUCUGAGACAUUAAACCAGGUGUCUUGUCAUGUAGGAAGCCAAAAUAGGCAACAAAUAUUAUCGGUUGAAAGUAAAGAGCAUGCCCCCUCUGAAAGUUUAUGGCAUCAGGCAGUGUGUAACACGUUGCAAAGAAUCAGAGAAGGUGAAAAGUCCGAGGGCUUCUCCGAAGAGGAGCCAUCAGACCAAGACGAUUCUAUCGUCGGUCUUUCCAAGGUUGUAAUGGCCAGGAGAACCAAACUCCAGUUAAGCGACGACGUUGACCCUCUCACAAUACUUGCAUUACUGCAGGCAAAGGACCCAAGUGCUUACCAAUUUUCUAUCCAGCUCUCAGAAGGCAGCUCCUUUAUUGGUAGCACCCCGGAACGAUUGUUUGCUCGUAGGGGUCUGCUUGUGGCGAGUGAAGCAGUGGCAGCAACACGAUCUAGAGGAUACACCAGCUCCAUUGACCUCGACACUGGCCUUGACCUGAUUUUGAGCUCAAAGGACCACGAGGAGUUUGAAAUUGUGCGUGAGAGCAUUAGACAGAACCUGGAGAAAGUUUGCAAGGAAGUCGAGGUUGAGUCUCAUAAAAGCAUAAUCAAGCAAGCUAGAGUUCAACAUCUCUAUGGUCGUUUUCUUGGAACAUUGCACAGCGAGGUUGACGAAUUCGACUUAAUUAGAGUUCUGCAUCCAACGCCAGCUGUAUGUGGUCACCCGCAGGCUCCUGCUAGGGAGGCCAUCACUGCUAGCGAAUCUUUUGACAGAGGGAUGUAUGCUGGACCGGUGGGAUGGUUUGGGGGUAUGGGUUCGGAAUUUGCUGUUGGAAUACGAUCUUCACUCAUAGAAUCCAAGUCAAAUCAUACCAAUAAUGGUGCGAAUAUAGUUCACAAGGGAGCAAAUAUCUUCUUGUAUGCUGGGGUCGGAGUUGUAAAGGAUUCUGAUCCUUCUUCAGAGUGGCAAGAGCUGGAAUUGAAAGUUAGUCAGUUCGAAUCGCUCCUACAACCAAGUCGCGCGUUGAAAGACGUUGUCAAUAUAAACGCUCUUUGGGCAAAGCUAAUUGUUGAAGAAUGCUGCCGUCUGGGCAUCACGUAUUUUUGCAUAGCACCAGGUUCAAGGUCAUCUCCUCUUGCUGCAGCGGCUGCAGCAAACUCACUAGUCACGUGUACUUCAUGCAUUGACGAGAGGUCCCUAGCAUUUCAUGCAGUUGGAUAUGGUCGAGGUGCCAAUAAACCUGCUGCUGUAAUCACAUCAUCUGGAACUGCUGUCUCCAACCUUUUGCCUGCUGUAGUGGAGGCCAGCCAAGACCAUAUUCCUCUGCUCUUACUAACUGCAGAUCGUCCACAUGAGCUGCGUGACACAUCUGCUAACCAAACCAUCGACCAGGUCAAUCAUUUUGGAGGUUUUGUACGAUAUUUUUUUGACUUACCUCCAGCUGACGAUAAAAUUCCUGCCCGGAUGGUUCUCACUACUCUAGACUCUGCGGUCUUUCGAGCUAAAACUGUUCCUUCUGGGCCUGUUCACAUCAACUGCCCGUUUCGGGAGCCUCUUGCUGGUUUGACGGACCCAUGGAGUACUGCUUGCUUAAAGGGAUUGGACAGAUGGAUCCUCAGUUCUUCUCCUUUCACGACUUACAUGAAUAGCGUUAACCAAACUGGGACUAGAGAUAUUUUGGAAAUAGUUCAUGAAAUGAAGGGUGCUAAGAGAGGAUUACUAGUAGUUGGGGGCCUCCACACUGCUGAGGAGACUUGGGCUGUCGCUAUGCUUGCUUCCCACUUGGGUUGGCCAGUAUUUCCUGACGUAUUAUCAGGUCUUCGAAUUGGUCAUGUCUUUCAUUCCGGAAAGGCUAACAAAUUGUCUUUGAAUAUAAUUCAGCAUAUUGAUCAAAUACUUCUGAAAAAAUCGGUUGCAGAUGUAAUCGAGCCUGACGUAAUACUUCAGAUUGGUGGCAGAUUAACAAGCAAACGUGUUGGAACCUUUUUAGGGGCCUCCACUCCAAGGGCAUACAUAUUGGUAGAGGAACACCCGAUCCGGGCUGAUCCUUCCCACGUUGUAACCCAUCGUGUUCAAUCGAACACAAGUGCGUUAGUUGAUUCUCUUCUAAAAUUAUUACCGAAGGCCUCCCAAGUGCAUGGUUUUUUGCACACAUUACAAACACUCUCAGAAGCGAUAGGACGCGAUAUUGAGUUUAAGCUGAGCAUUGGAACAUCAAUCACUGAGCCAUACGUUGCUCGUGCUGUGGCCGCAGCAACACCUCCUGGUUCAACGUUAUUUCUUGGGAAUAGUAUGCCAAUUCGGGACGUGGAGAUGUAUGCUACUAGCCAUAUGAACUAUAAUUAUUCUUCGCCAUUUGUGGGGCUAGUAAAAUUAACAGCUUCAAAUCGGGGUGCGAGUGGAAUCGAUGGAGUUUUGAGCACUGCUAUUGGCUUUGGAGCUGGCAGUAACCGUCGGGUAACCCUGCUGGUGGGUGACGUCUCUUUCCUACAUGAUACCAACGGUCUCACAUUGCUGAAAGAGAGAGUAGGACAGGCACCUGUGACAGUUGUGGUAGUCAACAAUGAGGGAGGUGGUAUUUUUAGCUUGCUUCCAAUUGCGAAGACUGUCCCAUCAGCGACUUUUGCAACUAUCUGGUCCACUGAGCAUAACGUCAGCAUUCUUAAUCUUUGCCGAGCGCACAGGGUGAACCAUAUAUUAGUGCGGACAAAACGAGAGCUUGAGGAUGCGCUUAGAUGGGUUGAAGAAAGCCCUUUAAACUGGGUUGUGGAAGUGGAAAGCAACAUCGAACGCAACGCAGAGUUCCACCGUCUUUUGCAGAACUCCGUAAUGCAGGCUGCAAAUCGGGCCUUCCAAGUAACUUCCUUGUUUCCAAGUAAAUGUAGAGAAGACAUUGGAACCGAACUUAACAUCUCUGGCGUUGAGCUCUUUCGAUACAAGAUCCCAUUAUCCGCACCACCAUCCACCAGUGCUAGACGAGGUGAUUCAGAAAGUAUUUGGAGACACGGGUUCUUACUGUGUAUCACCCUCCACAAUGGUGUAUCAGGUGUUGGAGAGGUUGCACCUCUGGAAGGGCUUCACAAAGAGAGCUUAGAAGACGUGGAAGAGCAGCUUCAACUUCUCUUGCCAAUACUGAAGGGUUGUACUCUACCACCAACUUUAGCGCUUCUCGAUGGCAGCUUUAAAUCUUGGUUACUCGAUGCCGUUGGUAUACAUGGUAAUACACUAUUUCCCAGUGUGCGCUGUGGCUUGGAAAUGGCUGUACUUGAGGCUUUAGCAGUUUCUGUUGAUUGCUCUCUUUGGGAGCUGCUCGUCGGUCGAAGACAGAAUACAGGGCAUUGUGAUCGCUCCAAAGGAAGCAUCGAAGUGAAGGGCAUUGUUGCAACGACGAAAGUCUGUGGAUUAAUUGAUUCCACGGACUCACCUAAUGAGGUCGCAGAUGAGGCUGGCACUCUUGUUGGACAAGGAUUUUGUACCCUGAAACUAAAGGUUGGUCGACGUGCUACUCCACAACAGGAUGCAGCAGUCAUUCAGGCAGUUAGAGAGCGUGUAGGAGCUGAUGUGAAGAUCAGAGCAGACGCAAAUCGAAAGUGGUCUUACCAACAGGCCAUUGAGUUUGCAAAUCUUGUUAAGGAGUGCGACAUGGAAUAUUUAGAGGAACCUGUUGAGAUAAAAGAUAUACCGCGAUUUUGCAAGGAGAGUGGGAUACCUGUUGCUUUAGAUGAAAGCGUUGACGAGGAUACUUCGACCUCGUAUGAAAUGCUUGAAAGAAUUGCAUCAGAUGGCGUAGUCGCAGUUGUAAUUAAACCGGGUCGCGUGGGAGGGUUUGAACGAGCUGUAUCUAUUGCGGAGUGGGCACACAGCCGAGGCAUGGUAGCUGUUAUCAGCUCAGCAUUCGAAACCAGUAUUGGCCUAACUGCUUAUGCCCAUCUAGCUGGCUAUGUUGAUGAAAGGUGGGUAGAGACGCGCAAAUCGAAUCAGCAGAAAACCUCACAGGAUGGUGCUAUUGCCCAUGGGCUGGGUACAUACACGUGGCUUGGUGGAGACAUCAUUGAGAACGGGAAGUUCGAGGUCUUACGGGAGAACGGAACGCUUUUGGUGCCAUUGUUGAAAUUAUCUAACUGUAGACAUGUUGGCAACUUCAAUCGAAAAUUUGUUACUUCAACAAGAGUAGGUGAUAUCGGAAGCAGUAUAGUGAAGAUUACAACAGGCGAUAAAAUAUUUGAGUUUCACGUUUGGGAUACGCAGACUCAGAUUGUGACUGCGAAAGAAUCCUCCCCAAUCCUACUCUUCUUGCACGGCUUCCUUGGAACAGGACAAGACUGGCUUCCUAUCAUGAAAGCACUGUCUUCAUCAUUCCGGUGCAUUGCUGUUGACCUUCCUUGUCAUGGCCAAAGCGAAGUGAAAAAUCGAUUCGGGACUCCUGGAGAUAAUAAUAUGUCGAUGGACCUGGUUUCGGAUGCGCUGUCAAAACUAAUGGACAAGCUCAAGAUCACUCAUGCUGUCUCUAUUGGGUAUUCUAUGGGUGCUCGAAUUGCCCUUCAUCUUUCUUUGUAUCAUAGUAAUAAGGUUUCGGGUGUGGUUUCAAUUUCAGGUAGUCCGGGUUUGGAGGACGAGAAACUUAGGAAGACGAGAGCAUCUAAAGAUGCAUUGCUGGCUCAAACCAUGAAAGAAUUGACUCUUGAAACUUUUCUUGACUUGUGGUAUGAGCAGCCGCUUUGGGAGAGCUUACGGCAGCACCCGAGCUUUAGCAAGAUAAAAAGGGGAAGGAUGAACCACAAAGAUAAGGAUUCUUUGGCAGCUGUUCUGGAAUCUCUUAGUGUUGGUUUGCAACCGUCUCUUUGGGAGAAACUUUGCGAGUCCUCCUCUCCGACGUUGCUAGUUACUGGCAGUUUGGACACAAAAUUUGUGAACAUAGCCCGCAAGAUGUGCGAAAGGGCAGGUCAGCAGCCACCAAAGAGACGACGAUCCCAAAACACAUCACGAGGACAGCGAGCACAGCGAAAAGAUGAUUGGGAAUCUCAAGAAUAUAGGCUUCCGUUCGAUUUUGUUCAAGAGUUUCCGGAAGUGAACAUGGUUCUUCCGAGCCUGGACAGCUUACCAGAAGAUGAAGAGUUUGCAGCGUUUUUCGCCAAAGAGAUGAGAAAAUUACAGCUUGAAGAUACACUGGCUUUAGAGGCUGAUGAUUGGCCUACACUUGCGUGGGAAGGGAACGACCUGACUGAGAGACACGAUGUCUAUCAAGUAGCCGAAGUAGAAGAUUGUGGCCAUGCAGUGCACGUUGAGAAUCCGUUUGAACUCGUACGCCUGCUUCGCGCGUUUUUAGGCCAGUUGCAAUUCUCUUCUCCUUCGUAGAACAGAGAACGUUAUCAUCUUAAAUCAUGGUUGACAUACCUUUUCCGUUUACAAGAGGGUACACAUGCUUCCUCUCCAAGCACCUCAUUUGAUGAUCAAGAUCACUUUUAUUGAUGGUGAGAAAUGGGACUCGCGUUGUAUUUUAUGCAACAUCCUAGCAACCCGGCUGCAUUACUGGUGGAGAUCAAGACACAUACCAACAACAUUCAAUUUAAAAUGAUUUCCCGAAUUGUCUGCCACUUC